This is a messenger RNA of Lutzomyia longipalpis, 988 nucleotides long. Its product is annotated as trypsin alpha-3-like. The record is from RefSeq and is a predicted model, not a curated record. Gene Ontology annotation, biological process: proteolysis. The transcript is spliced from 2 exons. Gene Ontology annotation, molecular function: serine-type endopeptidase activity. Lineage: Eukaryota; Metazoa; Arthropoda; Insecta; Diptera; Psychodidae. Bases 5 to 805 code for a protein of 266 amino acids.
AAAAAUGUUCAGAAUUUUUCUUCUCGCUUCUUUGGUCAUUGCAGCUUUUGCCAAAGAUUUUCCAAGUCCCCAUGAUUUUAUUUCUGGGCUAAAUGUCCAAGAUCCAUCAGAGUCUUCAGGCCUUGGCAGUCGUAUUGUGGGUGGAAAUACAGCAUCUCCUGGACAAUUCCCUUAUCAAGCUUCAGUAAGGAGUGUUCUUACACAGGAACACAACUGUGGUGCUGUUCUAGCUAAUAAUCAUUGGCUCCUCUGUGCUGCUCACUGUACCCAAGGACCUCCACAGAAUAACUACAUUUUCCUUGGGAGACACUUUAGAGGAUCUGGUGGUACACGCUUUGACAUUGCCCAGGUCAUCAACCAUCCAGACUACAAUCCCUCCACCAUUGCUAAUGAUGUCUCCGUAAUUCGCACCACAACUCCCAUCACCUUCACAAACCUCAUUCAACCCAUUGCUCUGGGACAAGCUCAUAUUGGUGGAGGAGUCACGGCUAUUCUGUCAGGAUGGGGACUAACAUCAGCUGGACUAGCUCCUGAACUUCAAUACCUUCACGUGCAGACGCAUACAAAUGAGCAAUGUAGGAAUCUCAUGGGAGGAAAUGCAGCUCUUGUUUUCGACCAUAAAAUCUGUGCUGGAGGUGUUGUGGGUCAAGGAGCAUGCAGUGCAGACUCUGGAGGACCUCUUGCAGUUGGAAAUACUGUCAUUGGAAUUGUUUCUUGGGGUAUUCCCUGUGCACUUGGCUUCCCAGAUGCCUAUGACCGUGUUUCCUACCACAGAAGUUGGUUCCUUCAACACAUCGAGGGUUAAAUGAAUUUUAACAUUUUUAAAUUUAAAAAAAAUGCAAAUUAAAAUAAUUCAACUUAAAAGGUGAUCGUUAGAAAUUAAAAUGGGAUUCGGAAAUUACGUUAAAAUAUAUUUUUUUAUUGAAUAAUGUAAAUUACAUAGUUUUAUGUCUUGAAUUAUAAUAAAUUUUUAUUUUACCACUAAAAA